UUAAGCGUGAAAUAUGCAGGCGGACACAGAUGCCUGCUGUUCAUUCAUGGAGACUCGGCGAGAGCCUCAGGAAACCGGGAGGGACUGAAGGGGUGGGUAGCUCAAUCGUCACCGAGAGAGAGAAAAAAAGUGAAGUUUCGGAAUAAAGAGGGAACAGUCUACCUUUGAAACAACUAAUUUUUAAAAGUCGGAUUCUAGCGCACCUUAUAGAACAGAUAGUUUUCUCAGUUUCAACUAAAGUGUAAACGUUUGAAAAGAAGAGUUAUCUUGUAACCACCCGUUACAGUAUAAAGGAUUCAUUCACGGCAAUCAGUGUACAGGUCCCCCUGCCAAGAUCUUGGGCUUCUACCGCGCGACCAUGACAGAGCCAGAAGAUGCCUCAGGGCCGGUGGGCUCCGGCUCGGGAGACAGCGGGGACUCCCCGCAAGAGAACGACUCCUCUUUCCCCCUGUCCUCGCUGGCCAACCUCUUCGAGGGGGAGGAGGGCUCCCCUGCUCCCGAGCUGCCCCGGCCCGGAGAGAGCAGGCAGAACCUGCGCAUGAAGUUCCAGGGCGCCUUCAAGAAGGGCAUAACCAACUCCAUGGACCUGCUGGAGUCCUCCAUCUACGAGUCGCCCGUGGUGCCAGCCCCCAAGAAGGCGCCCAUGGAUUCCCUGUUCGACUACGGAACCUAUCACCAGCCCAACAACCAGAAACGGAGGAGGAAGAAGAUCCCAAACAGCAAGCUGGCUGCUGCCAGUGUGAAGGGCCCGGCCCCAGACCCUCCUCCAGUGCUGAAGGUGUUCAACCGCACCAUGCUCUUCGAUGCUGUGUCUCGGGGAGACACCAGCGCUCUCCAGGGACUCCUCCAGUUCCUGCAGUGCAACAAGAAGAGGCUGACUGAUGAAGAGUUCAGAGAACCAUCGACGGGGAAGACAUGUCUGCCCAAAGCCUUGCUCAACCUCUACAGUGGGCAGAACGACACCAUUCCCUUCCUGGUGGACAUCGCCGAGCAAACGGGCAACCUGCGGGAGUUCAUCAACACGCCCUUCAGAGACGUCUACUACCGGGGCCAGACAGCUCUGCACAUCGCCAUCGAGAGGCGCUGUAAACAGUACGUGGAGCUGCUGGUGGAAAAGGGGGCAGAUGUCCAUGCCCAGGCCAGGGGACGUUUCUUCCAACCCAAGGAUGAGGGGGGCUAUUUCUACUUUGGUGAGCUCCCGCUGUCCCUGGCAGCCUGCACUAACCAGCCCGACAUCGUGCACUACCUGACGGAGAACAGCCAGAAGAAGGCGGACCUGCGGAGGCAGGACUCGCGGGGGAACACGGUGCUGCACGCGCUGGUGCACAUCGCCGACAACACGCGCGAGAACACCCGCUUCCUCACCAAGAUGUACGACCUGCUGCUCAUCAAGAGCGUCAAGCUCUACCCCGACUGCAACCUGGAGACCGUGCUCAACAACGACAGCAUGUCGCCGCUCAUGAUGGCCGCCAAGCUCGGCAAAAUCGGGGUGUUCCAGCACAUCAUCCGCAGGGAGAUCAAAGAUGAGAACGCCAGACACCUGUCUCGCAAGUUUAAGGACUGGGCGUAUGGACCCGUCUACUCAUCACUGUAUGACCUCUCCUCUCUGGACACGUGUGGGGAGGAAGUAUCAGUGCUGGAGAUCCUGGUUUACAACAGUCGCAUAGAGAAUCGCCAUGAGAUGUUGGCAGUGGAGCCAAUAAAUGAACUCCUGCGCGACAAGUGGCAGAAAUUUGGUGCCGUCACGUUUUACAUCAGUGUGGUUUCCUAUCUGGUUGCCAUGGUCAUCUUCACCCUUGUGGCCUACUACCGACCGUCUGAGGGCACGCCCCCAUACCCUUAUAGUACCUCUUCAGAAUACCUGCGCAUGGCGGGGGAGAUAGUGACCGUUUUCACAGGAGUUUUCUUCUUUCUCACCAAUAUCAAAGACCUCUUCCUGAAGAAGUGUCCUGGGGUGAACUCCCUCUUUAUUGACGGCUCUUUUCAGCUGCUUUACUUCAUCUACUCUGUGCUGGUGCUAGUUACAGCGGCUCUCUACCUCUCUGGAAUCAAGGCCUAUGUGUCUGUCAUGGUGUUUGCACUGGUAUUGGGCUGGAUGAACACACUCUACUUCACCAGAGGGCUCAAACUCACGGGGACAUACAGUAUCAUGAUCCAGAAGAUCCUCUUCAAGGACUUGUUCAGAUUCCUGCUGGUUUAUGUGCUGUUCAUGAUUGGAUAUGCUUCAGCCCUGGUGUGUCUCCUGCACUCGUGUCCUGGCCCAGAUGCACAGUGCCCAGAAGGAAAGUGUCCCACCUAUCCCCAGUGCCGUGACACGGACACCUUCAGCACUUUCCUGCUAGACCUGUUCAAGCUCACCAUCGGCAUGGGCGACCUGGACAUGAUCAACAGCACCCAGUACCCGGCUGUCUUCCUCAUCCUGCUGGUCACCUACAUCAUCCUCACCUUCGUCCUGCUGCUCAACAUGUUGAUCGCUCUGAUGGGGGAGACCGUGGGACAGGUGUCCAAGGAGAGCAAGAAGAUCUGGAAGUUGCAGUGGGCGACCACCAUCCUGGACAUCGAGCGCUCCUUCCCCGUGUGCCUCCGCCGGACCUUCCGCUCGGGCGAGAUGGUGACGGUGGGCAAGAACAGCGACGGGACCCCCGACCGGAGGUGGUGCUUCAGGGUAGAUGAGGUAAACUGGUCUCACUGGAACCAGAACCUGGGCAUCAUCAAUGAGGACCCUGGCAAGAAUGAGACCUACCAGUACUACGGCAUCUCUCAGACCGUCAGAGGCCUGAGGAGAGACCGCUGGUCCACGGUGGUCCCUCGGGCGGUGGAGCUCCACAAACACCCCCGGUCAGGGGAAGCCGUGGUGGAGAUGGAGCAGUUUGAACCCCUGAACCCCGGGAACCGGCCGAGCAGGGAGACGCCGAACAGAUUCUGACAGACGGAGAUAAAAAUCUCUCCCUCCCCUCCUUCCUCCCACAGAGCAGGUUAGCAGGUUCGCACAAGCUGCUGUGACUUUUACUUUGGUACCCUCUGAAGAAAAGGUCUCCAGAGGACUGGACAAGCCCAGUAGAAAAUUCUAGCUAAAAAAAAAUCUGAAAAUAUUGAAUGCAUCUUCUUCAGUCGUUCCAGCAACUGCUGUCUUGUAAAAGAUCUGCACAGAAGGGAAAUACUGUAGCUGGGGAGUGAAUGUCAUCUAGGUCAGAAAUUGUAUAAAGAAAAUUACCUGCUUAUCACAACUCAAGGAACAUGGCCAUGUCGUAUUACUGUACUUUGUCUUACCUGGAGCUACCAGUUGCACUAAUUGGUUUAUAAUCCUACCAUAGAAAAUCAGCAAUAUUAAAUGGUAAAAUUAUUUUUCUUAGAGAACAGAUUUUUAAGUAGUCAAAAGGAAUAAAUGGAUUUGAGACCUACAGUACAGUAUAAGACUGUGGCUGGAGAACUGGUUAAUUUCUGUUAAAGUACAAUUGCUCAGGGAUUUGAAGAAGUAGAAAACUCUGCAGUUCUCUGCAGUCUUUCAUCUGUUUAAAAUGAUUUUAAUGUUACUUUAAAUUUUUUAAUUAGACAUUUCAAUGAUUGAAAUUCAUGUUUACCUCCCAAACUAUUAGUCCCGUCAAUCAACCUGGUUUACUGCUGCGGUCGUUGUACAGGCGCAGCAGGGCUGGAGCCCAUGCACGAAUCCUCAAGAGCUGUGCACAGUGGAGCCAAACUCCUUUUACACACUGUGAGCCCUCAGCGCUGGCAGCCCCAUUCCUCGCUGGAUGGAGGGUUAAUGCAUCUCUUAUUCACAGCACUACAAGCGCUCACUACCCUGGCUGGCCUCAGGGAGGUGCUGUUACAGUCUGAGGCCUGCUGAGCACACCCCGGCAAUUCGGGGACCCAGCCUAGGAGUCAUGACUACAUCUGGCUAACAAUACAUCCAGCCAGUAACAUCAGGACUGAACGGCUCAAUCUCUGGCUUUUUAUUGGCUGAGCCACUUGGUGUCCAAAUCUGUUGUAUCUUUAACACUUAGUUAAAUAAUACGUAUGCUAAUCAGGUUUCAUUUUAGUUAAAUGUAACAUUAGGGUUGUUUUUUAAAAUAGUCUAGUGCAUUUCCUUGUCCUGUCCUAGUGCUGUUAUGCUUGCACAAUUGCAACUUCUAAUUGUAUUGAUUCCUGACAGAAUCAUUUACUGUUCUCUGAUCUCUCAGAGCUGAAUGAAGGGUUGUAAAAAAUGUGCAAUGUAAGCAAUAAAAUAGACUGUAGCAUAAAGAUAGCAGAAAACCCAUUGACUAGCUACAUGCAAGAAUAAACCCACACUAGGUGGCAGUGCAGCAUAGAAAUCGGAACAGACCUGAUCAAGGCAAACCAUUGGGAGCUGCCCCCUUCAGACAGAUUCACUCCCAGACUGAAGUGACAACCGCAAAUUUUAAAGACGAUGGGAAAAUGCAAAGUCUUUAUACUCUUAAGUGAGCAAAAUGUGGAAUGAGGAAUGCGGUUGUAUAUUGUGAGUGUCGUUUUAUUUAAAGUUUUCAAAAGUUUAGGGCAGAAAUGCAGAACUGGCCAGCAGCGUGUUCAAUUUACUGUAAUUUUCAAACCUCAUCACCAUAUAAUUAGAGUUGACAAUGCAUGAUAACUAAUGACUAUGCAUUAAUAAUCCCUUCUUAUUUAUUUUUGUGUCAGUCAGAUAUUUAAGAUAUAAGCAUCUUCACCAUAAUUCCUAUUGUCUUAUACAAAUGGUUUAUUCAUUCUUUUCUGUUAACUUGUAAGCCAAUAUGGGCUUGUGAUCUAGAGAACUGCUGUCAAAAUAUACCUCAGUGAAGAACCAGGCCAAAUAUUAUUCAUCAAUGUGUUUUGCUAGAUGGUCAAUAUGCAAGUCUCUGCAUUAUUGUGAUUUUCUAAUUUAUUUAAUAAUUGUUUUAACCAAAACAGUUUGUACUGUAUAGCUCUACAGGCUUGUACAAACUGGAAAACAAAGCCCUGUAAAUGAAAUUGUAUUACAAUGUAAGGUUCAGUAUUGUAUACUAGAUACUAGUUUUUCGUGGGAACUAUGUACAUUAGAAUGCAAAGAAUGCAUAUAUAAGUUUAGUAAAUUAUAUAUAAAAAAACAGAAGACUGGAAUAGUCCCAUGUGUUAAAAUCAGAUUUCUAUUGCUGCUAUAGUGAUUCCCCUUCAAAUUACAAUACAUAGUUAUAAAUUGGCUAACAAUUAUCAUUGGCAAUGGAGGCUUGCUCAUUACAUAGUGAUUUUGUUGUUGUGGAACUGAUAUUGAUGUUCCUUUCAUCAAUAUCAACAGGUCCUUCGAUAUUCUUUCAAGUGCUUGUAGGGUAUCAUUCCAAACUAUUUAAAAUCUUCAGAAAAUGUCACUUUGCUAACUAUCAUCUCUGGAAGAAAAAAUAAAGUUAAACAUUAAAUUAUAUUUAUAUUUAAAAAUGUAUAGAUUUUAUGAAUAUCAAAAUGAUCAGAUUUGACUUUGGGGGGAAAAAGUAUACAAUUUCUAGGGGUGAGGAAGGGUCAUGAGGCCUGCUCCUGGAGAACCAUAGCUCACCAUUAAAUCCUCAAUCUCUGGAGACUUUGAGCAAUUUUGGUGAUCAAUCAAGAAAAGUAUUGGUUAAAUUAAGUCAGUCGGAGAUAAUCUGGAAUCAAGAGAGUACCCUGCAGCCCCCCAAGACCAGGGGUGUAUUAAUUAAUUAUAAUACUUGCUUGAUUAAUCCAAACCUUACAGGUAUUGGCAAUCUUUUGCAGCAGGUGACUGGUGUGGGGCUCUCCAGAACCAGGUCUGGAGCCCUGCUGUAGAGCAAGGCUGUCCACGUCUAGUCUUGGUCCUGUAGGGUGGGAAUGGGGACUUUCUAGGUCCCUGUGGAGCAGCUGCACCUCGGAGAAGCUGAUAAACUGGUUUAGUUCAGCCAGUAACCAGCUGAUUUAUGUCCUUCAGAACAGACUGAAUGGAAACUCAUAAUCAGUUCAGGGCUGGACAGCCCCCUUCCAGCAUGUUAGAAACAAGAGAGACUAGGAGCACAAGGCUAGUUAUUUUAAUUUCUUUUGAAAUACAUUUCAGAAAAUAUCUUUAUGCUAUUCAUUUUUUUAUCACCAGGUCUAUGUAUUAAUGUCAUCAUGUCGUCCAUUUUUAAAAUCUUUUAUAGUUCAUUCUUUUUUUGAUGGUUUUUGACAGGUUUUGUUUUUUAAUAAAUGUAUUUGC
Molecule: messenger RNA, 6166 nt
Organism: Lepisosteus oculatus (spotted gar)
Lineage: Eukaryota; Metazoa; Chordata; Actinopteri; Semionotiformes; Lepisosteidae
Gene: trpv4
Product: transient receptor potential cation channel, subfamily V, member 4
Biological process (GO): actin filament organization; osmosensory signaling pathway; calcium ion import across plasma membrane
Cellular component (GO): cilium; plasma membrane
Molecular function (GO): protein binding; calcium channel activity
Source: RefSeq, a predicted model, not a curated record